CCGCGGACCAAUGGCGGUUACUGCCAUUUAGUCAGCUCUCGAUCCUCGCUCGUCUGAGUUGUUGCGGUGGAUUUCGAUUCUAUUUGUUAUUCUACAGAGACAUCCCAUCACUUCGUCCACUUCGGCACUUACGGAGCAGCUUUCAGUCCCGGUUGGCGCCGUUGUUUGGCCUGGUCCGUCGUGUUUGUGUCCGCCGCAUCUCCGCCACCGCUUCAACGCCCUGAUUCCGCCGCAAAGACAACUUGAAGACGAGACCUCCUCCGUCUCACACCCUCCACUUUCCCCUUCGGCGUCACGAUCAGAUUAAAUCCAAAUCUCCGCGAUGGGAGGCUCGCUAUCACGUCUUUGGUCCUUUGUCUGGGCAAAGAAAGAAAUUCGCAUUCUUAUUCUUGGUCUCGACAAUGCUGGGAAAACAACCCUACUCUAUAGACUGAAGAUUGGUGAAGUGGUUACGACGAUACCAACAAUCGGUUUCAAUGUGGAAUCGGUGACGUAUGGAAAUUUGAACUUCAAUGUUUGGGAUCUUGGCGGUCAAACAUCCAUCCGUCCGUAUUGGCGAUGCUACUAUGCCAACACCGCUGCGGUCAUAUUCGUCAUCGACUCAACAGACAUCGAACGACUCGGUACGGCUGCGGAUGAACUGGCGGCGAUGUUGAACGAGGAGGAGCUUCGCGAUGCGGCCCUGUUGGUGUUUGCCAAUAAGCAGGACCAGCCGGGUGCUAAGGGUGCCGGUGAGAUUUCUGAGGCGUUGAAACUGGGCGAGCUGCGGGACAGAAACUGGAGCAUUGUCGCAUGCUCUGCUAUUGAUGGUAAAGGUCUUAACGAGGGCAUGGACUGGCUGGUUCAAACACUUCAGUCGGAGAACGCAUGAGCUUGACGCUGCGAUACAAGUCAUGUCAUAGAUUUGUUUUUGAUACACAUUUCAAAUUCGGAUGGAAGACCGCACAUCAUCAUAAGUGGACCCACCGGCUUUGCUUGAGUGCUUCUUUCGUCACCCUUUGCCUUCUUAACAUUGUUCUCUUUCGAGGCAGGGCUGUCGUUUAUACAUUAUACCUUUUUGAUCCGGAAAUCUGUUAUACGUCGCAUAAUACUUUAAUUCAUUCUUUGACGAGGAUUAAGGCUUUGAUGUAGGUAUGAAUAGUACUAUCUAGGUGUUCGAGCUAGAGCAGUAAAGUGGUAGACUGGCCGAGGUCAAGCUGUCUGCUCUUUUUCAGGU
Molecule: messenger RNA, 1216 nt
Organism: Aspergillus homomorphus CBS 101889
Lineage: Eukaryota; Fungi; Ascomycota; Eurotiomycetes; Eurotiales; Aspergillaceae
Product: ADP-ribosylation factor family protein
Exons: 5
Coding region: 323-871 (182 amino acids)
Biological process (GO): vesicle-mediated transport; intracellular protein transport
Cellular component (GO): Golgi apparatus; cytoplasm
Molecular function (GO): GTP binding; GTPase activity
Source: RefSeq, a predicted model, not a curated record